ACCACAUCUCUUUACGGGUUUGUCUCUGGUGUUUAACCUUUUCCACCCAAUUCUAACAUCAGGAGUUUCUCCUCUUUAGGAGGAAUUAAACAAUCUUCAUCACAUGUGCAGCCAGAAUGCUGGAUGAUUGGCUUGUGACUGGGAAGGCAAGUACCCAGUGGAAAAGAUACAAAGCAAUGCUUCAUGAUGCCAAAGUUGGUAAUGAUGCUCUUGACUUAAAGAUGACACAUCUUAAAGAGACUAAUGCAAUAUCUGAGGGCCAACCAUGUGAUCAGUUGUGGGGAAAUGGAGUUGGUGAUGCGUUAGAUGAAGACUUGAUUUCGGACACAGUUGGCGUUAUCUGUCUCGAUUCAGAAGGACAUAUAGCUUGUGGAGCCUCUAGUGGUGGUAUAGCAUUGAAGGUAAGUGGGCGUGUGGGUCUAGCAGCAAUGUAUGGUUCCGGUUGUUGGGCAUCGUCAAUAGGGCCUUUUGGAGCUCCAUUUAUUGUGGGAUGCUGUGUCAGUGGUGCUGGAGAGCAUCUAAUGAAAGGAUUUGCUGCUCGGGAAUGUUGUAUUUCAUCAUCACUGUCACAAGCUGGUCCAUCUUCUGCCUGUAAAAAGGUUUUGCGAACUGUUCAAGAAAACAGCCAAUGUGGUGCUGAAAGUAGUGCUGGAUUCCUUCUAGUUCAAGCAGAGCCUUCAAGAUUAGUUGCAGGUACUUUGGCUAAGCUGGAAACUGUUGAGAUUGCAGCUGUUUACUCUUCCUCAUCUUUUGGAAUAGGUUAUUUUGGCAGCUCUAUGGAUAGGCCUAAGGUUUCAGUACUUAGGAGUAAAAAGCAGCAAAGUAAAACUGGAAUCAAUGAGUUUGCAGCAAGAGUUAAUCUUGUGACCAAGAAAUGAUAGUGUUGCAGCAGGAGUGCUGGAGCGGCAAUUGGAGAAAUUACUUGCCAUUUCAACGGUGUCAUCAUUUAAACUAGUUAUAUAAUCAGCCAAAUGCUGAAGAUGGAGCAGAACACUCUAUUUAAGUCUCAAGAUAUGGCUGACAACUAAACUGGUAGUUGAGGAUUGUUAUAGACGUAGUUGAACCAAAAGGAAUCAGUGAUUCAAAUGAAACUAGUGCUAAGAGAUUGCUGCAGACAUGAUGUAGUAGAACUGAUUUUUGAAUUAUGGGAGAAAAUGUAUUGCUAUUUCAUAGGAAUGUAUGAAUUAUUAUUUUUCAUAUGGAACCUAUAUAUAAUAGAGAAUACCGUUACCUAA
Molecule: messenger RNA, 1235 nt
Organism: Nicotiana tabacum (common tobacco)
Lineage: Eukaryota; Viridiplantae; Streptophyta; Magnoliopsida; Solanales; Solanaceae
Product: putative threonine aspartase
Biological process (GO): protein maturation
Cellular component (GO): cytoplasm
Molecular function (GO): threonine-type endopeptidase activity
Source: RefSeq, a predicted model, not a curated record